AUGACACGAGGGAUUUCACAAGAUUACCUCCUUCGUUACAGCCAAUGCUAUCCAGGGCUGAUUAAGCGUUGGGUAAAGUACUAUCGAGUCCUUGAUGAGUAUCACUCUUCUGGACGGCUGCCUGAGAAUAAUUCCACCUUGCUCCAUAUUGCCUCUUCCGCUGGUCUAUUAAGUGUUGUAAGGGGUAUACUCUUGAAAAAUCCCGAUAUUGAGCAAAUUGACGACUCAGGAAACCGGGCUCUGCACCAUGCAUCUCGUUGGGGGCAUGCAAAGGUUGUUAAAGCUCUACUCGAGAUAGGCGCAAAUUUUGAAGCAGAAAAUCACAGCAAGUGUACAGCACUCGAGCGAGCAGCAGCUAAUGGACAUGAAGAGGUAGCUCAGAUGCUAGUUACUAAAGGUGCAAAUGUCAACAGGCAGACUGGAUGGACUGGGAAUGCUUUAUGUGGAGCUGCCGCGAAAGGGAGUAAAAUUAUAGUGCAGCUGCUUCUCGACCAUCAAGCGAAGGUCAACGCUCAAGGCGGGCGGUAUGGCAACGCUCUCCAAGCUGCAGCAUUUGGGGGCCAUCAAGCAAUUGUGCAGCUACUCCUCCAGAACGCAGACUUAAAUUAUCUUCAUCCCAACUUCGCUGAGGACCAUCGCUUGCAGGCUCCCGGCACUCAAGAGAUUAUAACAAUCUUACUCGGAAGUGCGGCUAAGAUAAAAUCUUUUCAUUCCGAUGUCCAAGAAGGUCGCGACUCCGCAGUUGCUUCAGCACUUGAGAGUGGCAUGAAACCCGACGUCCCUGGUGGCUUGCACUUGUAUGCUUUGCAUACUGCAGCGGGUCAAGGAAACCUUUCAAUUGUUGCUUUGUUGUUAGCGAAAAGCAAUGCCGAGCUUAAUAUAACAGAUUUCGCUGGUCGAACCCCGCUUUGGCUAGCUGCACGAUCAGGCCAUAUUUCUGUCUUAGACAAACUCUUUGAAUCAGGAACAGUGGAUAUCAAUCCUCAGGAUCUCGAAGGUAGAUCAGCGCAUUGGCAGUCCUCAGCUCGUGGAGAUCGCAAUGCUGUUGAGUGGCUAUUAAGUCGGAACGCUGAUCCUGACAUUCCAGAUAAUUAUGGAAUGUCACCCUUGGAGAAAGCUCGGAUUGAAGGAAACAAAUCUGUCAUAGAAGCUUUGAUUCCACAUAGUCGGUCUACUAAAACCCUCAACAUCACCCGAAAUCCUCAGUUUGGUAUUGCUAUCCUGGCAUUUGGAUUCUAUUGGGUAACUUUAUCUUGUAAAGCAUUACUUAUUCAUCUGGGCGUUAUUGUUAGACAUCGACAGGAAGACUAGCACAUCAAUUUCAACUCCUCCAGAACGCAGACUUAAAUUAUCUUCAUCCCAACUUCGCUGAGGACCAUCGCUUGCAGGCUCCCGGCACUCAAGAGAUUAUAACAAUCUUACUCGGAAGUGCGGCUAAGAUAAAAUCUUUUCAUUCCGAUGUCCAAGAAGGUCGCGACUCCGCAGUUGCUUCAGCACUUGAGAGUGGCAUGAAACCCGACGUCCCUGGUGGCUUGCACUUGUAUGCUUUGCAUACUGCAGCGGGUCAAGGAAACCUUUCAAUUGUUGCUUUGUUGUUAGCGAAAAGCAAUGCCGAGCUUAAUAUAACAGAUUUCGCUGGUCGAACCCCGCUUUGGCUAGCUGCACGAUCAGGCCAUAUUUCUGUCUUAGACAAACUCUUUGAAUCAGGAACAGUGGAUAUCAAUCCUCAGGAUCUCGAAGGUAGAUCAGCGCAUUGGCAGUCCUCAGCUCGUGGAGAUCGCAAUGCUGUUGAGUGGCUAUUAAGUCGGAACGCUGAUCCUGACAUUCCAGAUAAUUAUGGAAUGUCACCCUUGGAGAAAGCUCGGAUUGAAGGAAACAAAUCUGUCAUAGAAGCUUUGAUUCCACAUAGUCGGUCUACUAAAACCCUCAACAUCACCCGAAAUCCUCAGUUUGGUAUUGCUAUCCUGGCAUUUGGAUUCUAUUGGGUAACUUUAUCUUGUAAAGCAUUACUUAUUCAUCUGGGCGUUAUUGUUAGACAUCGACAGGAAGACUAG
Messenger RNA from Hymenoscyphus albidus, 2054 nucleotides. Lineage: Eukaryota; Fungi; Ascomycota; Leotiomycetes; Helotiales; Helotiaceae. The record is from the annotation of a GenBank genome assembly.